Molecule: messenger RNA, 297 nt
Organism: Acaulospora morrowiae
Lineage: Eukaryota; Fungi; Glomeromycota; Glomeromycetes; Diversisporales; Acaulosporaceae
Source: the annotation of a GenBank genome assembly
AUGAACUAUAGCAUACCUGAUACCUACAUCAAGCCCGAAAUCAAGAGGUACCACACAAGGGAUCGGACUAUGGGGAACGACGUGGAUGGAAUGAAAGAUUGGAAAAAGAGUCUGGCCGCGAUGAAGCCGUUCUCUUGCGAUGAAGUGAGCAAACAAGCAACCCACUAUGGCCUGCGGGAUUUCGAUACACCACGUGAUGGAGGACAAGAAUCAGGACCAGCGAGUACACCACCACGAGAUGGCAGCACUGAUAAUCUAGCUGGCGCAAUUCAACCGUCCAAUACCUCACCACCGCAA